This is a messenger RNA of Talpa occidentalis (Iberian mole), 459 nucleotides long. It is a transcript of the gene GRIFIN, whose product is annotated as galectin-related inter-fiber protein. Lineage: Eukaryota; Metazoa; Chordata; Mammalia; Eulipotyphla; Talpidae. The record is from RefSeq and is a predicted model, not a curated record. Gene Ontology annotation, molecular function: carbohydrate binding.
AUGGCACUGCAGAGAGGAGAGGAGACCUCAGACCUGUCGGUCUCUGUCCACUUUUACUUGCAAUUUGAAGCCUUUUCUGCAGGGGGCCUUGUCCGCCUGCCUGUCCAAGGACAGUCUGACUCUGGAGAGGGUGAGGAAGGUGUCAACUUCUUGUCUGAGGUGGGGAACAUCGUCUUUCACAUCAAGCCCCAGUUCUCCAGAGCCGCCGUGGUAGGCAACACCUUCCAGGGCGGCCGCUGGGGCCAGGAGGUGUCCAGUGCCCUCUCACUGGUGCUGCGGGAGCCCUUUGAGGUGGGGGUCAGCUCAGGCUUGGAGCUCCACGUCCACGCUCACGAGCACCAGGUGUUACGCUUCAGGCACUGCCACUCACCACUGGCCACCAUCACCAGGGGGCAGGUGCUGAGUGACCACUGCCUGGCCCGGGUGGAGCUGGCCCAGAAAAGCUUGAGCUGGGGGUAG